Molecule: messenger RNA, 837 nt
Organism: Coffea eugenioides
Lineage: Eukaryota; Viridiplantae; Streptophyta; Magnoliopsida; Gentianales; Rubiaceae
Product: protein FAR1-RELATED SEQUENCE 4-like
Exons: 2
Coding region: 1-837 (278 amino acids)
Source: RefSeq, a predicted model, not a curated record
AUGGCAACAAAAUCAUCUAUCAAAUACCUAAGAUCUCACCGAAAGGUCAUAGAUGCUAAUUAUGCCCAAGCAAGUACAAUGAGAAUGGCUGGGUAUAGGAAUAUAGGGUUUGUUCUAAAGGACCUGUACAAUCGCGUUGAGUUAAAGGAGAAAAAGGAAACAACUAAUGGGGAUGCAGAAGGAGCUAUUGGUUACUUCAUAGGUCGAACAGCAAUAGACCCAACAUUUUAUUUUGAGUAUGAGGUGGAUAUUGAAGGAAGGCUAGAGAACAUUUUCUGGAUAGAUUCAGUGGGUCAAAUGGAUUACAAAGCAUUUGGAGACGUGCUUGUUUUUGACUCAACAUAUAACACAAAUGAGUAUCACAAACCAUUGGUUGUUCUUGCCGGGGUGAAAAACGACUUUGGCACUAUUAUUUUUGGAUCAGCAUUGCUAUCAGAAGAGACCACGGAAGCAUAUGAUUGGAUUUUAGGCACCCUCGUUAAGGCUAAUGGAGGUAAGAAACCAAUUUCAGUCAUCACAGACGGUGACAAGUCAAUGCGUCGAGCAAUUGAGCAUGUAUUGCCGAAUGCAAGACACGGCCUAUGCACCUUUCAUCUAAAAAGAAAUGCGGACACUGGAACAAAUAAAUAUAGCAUGUUUACUUCAAUGUUUGCUAAAUUUAUGAAGAAAGCAAUACCUAUGGAGGAGUUCGAGGAAGGAUGGCAUGCAGUUGUCGCAAGUUGUGGACUAGAUGGGAAUGGCUGGGUUAAGAAGAUGUAUGCAAAGAGAUCAUUAUGGGCCGAGACAUUGCUUAGAGAAUGUUUUUUUUGUUGGAAUGAGAAGUACAGCGUGGUGUGA